Molecule: messenger RNA, 336 nt
Organism: Ruditapes philippinarum (Manila clam)
Lineage: Eukaryota; Metazoa; Mollusca; Bivalvia; Venerida; Veneridae
Product: ovostatin homolog
Exons: 6
Coding region: 4-336 (110 amino acids)
Molecular function (GO): endopeptidase inhibitor activity
Source: RefSeq, a predicted model, not a curated record
GAGAUGAUCUGGGGGAAGACACCUACAGUUUCUGCAGGUUUUUUACCAACCCCACCGCCAACUGCGAUGCCAGCCCUGCUUUGGGGGAUGACACCUACAUCCGCUGCAGGAUCUUUUACCACAACCAUUCCAGAUUCAAUUGCUGCAAAAGAAAUAAUACGCACUAGAUUUCCCGAGACAUGGCUUUGGGAAGAAUAUCUUAUAGGUGCAUCCGGAAUGCACACAGAUAUCCAGACUGUCCCUGAUGGUAUAACGUCUUGGGUUUCAUCAGUCUUUGCAACAAAUCCAUAUUCUGGUUUUUGCAUAUCUGACACGAAGAAAAAGGCAAUUAUUUAA